AUGAGACGACGACAAUAUAAAGCAGCACAACAGCCCUCAAAACAUUGACAUUUCUAACAGUCACAAUACCUGCUGCAAUUUUAUUCAUAUAAAUGGCUAACAACGCAAUUGGAGUUGCCCUGCUGGGGUCAACCGGAUUAGUGGGCUCACAUAUAUUGACUAACCUACUGACUCAUUCAUCUGUGGCCCGAGUUGACACAAUAUCACGCAGAACACCUUCAGCUGCUGAAUCAAGUCCCAAUGUCAAACUGACCACAGUCAUCGAAACCGACACUUCUAGCUGGCCGAGUAAAAUAUCUCAACUAUCUCCUCCGCCCACGAUCUUCUUCUCAGCAUUAGGCACAACCCGGAGCCAAGCCGGUGGGCUCGAAAAUCAAUCCAAGCUCGAACUCGAUACCAACAUCGAAUGUGCCAAAGCAGCUCGUGACGCAGGCGCAAAAGUGUACGUUCUCAUUUCAAGCAACGGCGCGAAUUCGGCGUCUAUGGUGCCGUAUCUGAAGUUAAAAGGUCAGAUUGAAGAAGCUGCGAAGCAGUUAGGAUUUGAGCAUACGGUAUUUGUACGACCGGGUAUUAUUGUUGGUGAGCGGGGGGAGAGCCGCCCGGCGGAGGCAGUUAUGCGGUUUCUUGCUACUUCAGUCGGCAAGAUACAUUCGUCGCUUAAGGAUGGGUGGGCGCAGGAUGCGGAUGCUAUUUCAAAGGCUAGUUUAGCUGCUGGACUGAAGUCUCUUGCUGGGGAGGCUCCUGCCGAAAGUGAGAAGGUUUGGAUUGUCGACCAGGCUGAAAUUAUCCGUUUAGCACGGGAGGAGUGAUCGUGGAUACAACCGUUUUCGUUUUUGUGAUAUCAAAUAUGACAUUUGAUUGUCUCAAUACAUACUUGAGCUCCAUGUAUAUUGAAAUGUAGUCAACUAACAGUACAGUAUAAUGAUAUGAAUUCGCAAUCAAAUUUCGAGACAACGAAAUCUUGACCGAUUACCAACGUAGAAGGCAGAUUGAACGCCGAUUUCAUGCAAUUUGCGAGUCUUCCACUUCCUAUCCAAUCAUUUAUCUUGAUUCACUGGCUUGCUCUUCCGAGUCCACCCUCUAGAACUUGCAGGCCUAUCCGCACCGCUCUCCGGAGGAUCCUUUGAAGGAUCGCGAGUCUUGUUAACUUCUAUAUUACCGGGACUGACAUCAAGUGGAUUGCUCGUAUCCUUCCGUGCCUCAGACUCUCUACCAGUAGCCUCAAUCUCAGACUCGGGCGCCGUAUUGUGCGGAUCAAAGGAUGCAUCGUGGCUGGCUACCUCGUCAUCCGUGCCAGUGCCUGUACUUUCUGCCCUUGAAGGGUUGAGAGAUUCCCGGCUGAUUAGACGAUCUGCAUUCUGCUCGUGUUGGGCUGUCCAAAGCAUUGAGGUUGUCUGAAUGUUUCGACGUGAUGGUGGUGCAAGUUGCGACGCAGCUGUUGUCGCAUAUGUGAUCGUCACAUUUUGGUUUGGCAGAGCUCGUUUGAGUACGAGUUCGGCGUUGUUAAGUAGGGCUUUUUGGCGAAGUGCAGAAUGCAUGAUGGGCUCAAUUGAGUCGAUUUGGAUUUAAUUUGCCUUGGUAGGAGUGAUAAGGAAGUUAUGAACCUGUAAUUAUAU
Talaromyces stipitatus ATCC 10500 is the source of this 1616-nucleotide messenger RNA. RefSeq lists its product as uncharacterized. NCBI's taxonomy places the organism in Eukaryota, Fungi, Ascomycota, Eurotiomycetes, Eurotiales, Trichocomaceae. Gene Ontology annotation, biological process: import into nucleus. Bases 93 to 809 code for a protein of 238 amino acids. Gene Ontology annotation, cellular component: cytoplasm. The transcript is spliced from 2 exons. The record is from RefSeq and is a predicted model, not a curated record.